Neoarthrinium moseri is the source of this 4260-nucleotide messenger RNA. RefSeq lists its product as uncharacterized. Gene Ontology annotation, cellular component: Ski complex. Gene Ontology annotation, molecular function: protein binding. Lineage: Eukaryota; Fungi; Ascomycota; Sordariomycetes; Amphisphaeriales; Apiosporaceae. The coding region runs from base 1 to 4260 and encodes 1419 amino acids. The record is from RefSeq and is a predicted model, not a curated record. The transcript has 2 exons.
AUGUCCAGCACCGCCAAGCUCAAGGCCGUCCGUGAGCUGCUCAAGCGGAAGCAGUGGGACGACGUGCUGCAGCAGUGUCAAGACAUUGUCAACGACGACCCCAAGAACUUCCAGGCCCAUAUCCUCAUCGGCUUCGCCUCCGCUGAGAAGAGCCGGCUAGAGGAUGCCGAGAAGGCCUACGAGGCUGCGAGUCGUCUCAAGGCCUCGGAUCCCCAGCCGUGGCAGGGCCUCAUCAAGCUGUACGAGAAGCAAGGCCCUGCCAAGCUCACCAAGUACCGCCAAGCCGCCCUGAAGCUUGCCGCUAUUUUCAACACCCAAGAUGACAUGUACAAGUGCCAAGACGUCGUCGACAAGUUCGUCGACUUCGCCAACGCCCAGGGGAACCGCGCCCAGUAUGUUGAGGCACUGGCCGUCCUCCUCCCAGACAGCCCCAUCUACCCUGCUCUCGAGGGCCGGGUACCUCACCCUGCCAAGACCUACGAGAAGAUUGCCCAGAUUGUCGAGACCGACGAGAAGAAGCGCAUCAACACGCUCAUCGGCGAGCGGCGAACCAGGAUUGGCGCCACACUCAGCACAGUGACCGUCGAGGUCAACCGCGAGGUGCUCACGCAGAGCCAACUGGGCCAUAUCUAUGAGCAGCUCAUCAACUGGUCCACCGACGAUGACAUCAGACGCCGGUACGAGGAGAAGCUCCUGCAGUUCCGAUAUGAUCGCCUGCUGGUCUUUGUUCCCGGACCCGAGAAAGAAUCUGAGCUUGCUACCGUUCAAAAGCUGGCCCACGACAUGGUCAUCAUUGACCACCCUUUCCGACUCGCCUGGGACAUUUCCGUAAACUGGCAGGACUGCAGAGAGCUCAAAGACUGGGAUGCCACCGUUCUCAACGGCUAUUGUUCUCACUUUCCGGAAAGCGACCUCUACAAGGUGCUUACCGGUUUCAUGACCAGCAAGAUCUCUCCAUUCCCCAAGAGCACGCCACCUGCCCAGGAUACCACGGACCAGUCUGGCGAUGCCGAUGACACUAGUGAAGAUGAUGAGGAGGGCGGUGCCCCAACCUCAGUUAUACCAUUCACCGAUGAGGACAGGCUGGCCAUGAUGGAAGAAGGCGUCGAGUCAACAGACUCUCUCCUCGCCUACCGCCUGAUUGGCGAGUACUACCAGCAUCUUGAGGAGCACGAACGCAAUGUAGAGCUCAUGCGGAAAGCGAUGAAGCUCAUGGUCGAUCUGACUAACAAGAUUGGAAAAGUGUUUCUGCACACAAACCAGGCUUUCAUGUUGUAUUUGGGUAUGGGUUUGGUUUUCUAUCAGUCGCCCCGAAACCACGGCGAAGCCAAGUUCCUGUUUGAGAAGGUCCUGGAAGUGGAUCCCUCAUCAACGCCUGCUCAAAUUGGUGUCGGUCUCAUCUACGAGGAGGAAGAAGAAUAUGAUGCAGCCAUUGACUUCCUUGAGCGAGCACUGAAGCGCGAUGCUAGCAAUCUCCGUGUCGCAGCCGAGGUUGCUUGGCUCUAUGCUUUGAAAGGCGACUUCACAAGGUGCAAGUCCGACCUUGAAUCUCUCCUUCACACCAUGUCCGAAAAGGGCGCUGCCUCAAAGGAGCUCCUUGCGCAAACUCAGCACCGCUUGGGUGUCUGCAUCUGGAACCUGGAUACGUCCAAAGCGGCCAGGAAGAGCCGCACUGGCGCAUAUGGGUACUUCCUGGAUGCUUUAAAGAGCGACUUCAGCUAUGCCCCAGCAUAUACAAGUUUGGGAGUGUACUACGCAGAAUAUGCCAGGGAUAAGAAACGCGCUCGCAAAUGCUUCUUGAAAGCCGUUGAACUAUCACCUUCGGAGAUCGAGUCUGCUGAACGCCUGGCAAGGUCCUUUGCCGAUGACAGCGAUUGGGAUCGUGUCGAGCUCGUGGCACAGAGAGUCGUGGAUUCCGGAAAGGUGCGACCUCCCCCCGGCUCUAAAAGAAAAGGCAUCAGUUGGCCGUUUUCUGCCCUCGGUGUCGCGGAGCUGAAUAAGCAAGAUUAUGGCAGGGCUAUUGUCUCCUUUCAGUCGGCUCUGCGCAUGUCACCGCACGACUACCACUCAUGGGUAGGCCUUGGUGAGAGCUAUGCAAAUGCUGGCCGGUUCAUCGCCGCUACGAAGGCCAUCAACAAUGCGCAAAAACUGGAGGACUCCGCCGAUACUAGUCUUGGCGAUACCUGGUUUACAAAAUACAUGCUUGCUAAUGUCAAGCGUGAAAUUGCCGAGUAUGAUGACGCCAUUGAUUUGUACUGGGAAGUUACCAAGACACGGCCCGACGAACAAGGUGUUGCCAUCGCCCUCAUGCAGACGAUGGUUGAGAGCGCUUUGGAUGGUUUGGAUAAAGGCUUUUUUGGGAAGCCCGUUCAACUAGUCAACGAGACCCUCACUUAUGCGUUGACGGUAUCGCGUGAGGUGUCGUCGACGUUCAACUUUUGGAAAGUAAUCGGCGAUGCUUGUUCGGUGUACUCCUCAGUCCAAAGCCGAGUCGAAGAAUUCCCGACUGAAGUCAUCCGCAAUCUUAUUGACCUUGGAGAGGACCACGACGCUGCCUACGCCAUCUUUCAUGAUGUUGACGGAGUUGAAAAGGGUGUGAUCUUCGCCGAGGGCAUUUUCGCGGAGGACGAGCGACUUGGCGUGGAUCUUACACGAAGCCUUCACGCAACAAUCUUGGCCCAUAAGCGAGCUGUCUUUCUCUCGACAAACGAUGUGCACGCUCAGGCUGUCGCGCAUUACAAUCUCGGUUGGGCUGAGUACCGUGCUCAUUCCUGCUUGCCCGCCGAAUUGAAGUCUAAGCCCAGUCGCUACCAUAAAGCAGCCGUCAGAUGUUUCAAGCGCGCCAUUGAGUUAGAAGCAGGCAAUCCGGACUUCUGGAACUCAUUGGGUGUUGUGACGAGUGAAGUCAAUCCCUCUGUUGCGCAACAUGCAUUCGUACGAAGUUUGUAUCUGAACGAGAGAAGUCCCCACACAUGGACGAAUCUUGGUGCCUUGGCUCUUCUCCAAAACGAUAUCAAGGUCGCAAAUGAAGCCUUCACGAGAGCUCAAUCCAACGACCCGGACUACGCCCAUGCUUGGCUGGGACAAGGAUUCGUCGCCUUGCUGUAUGGUGACGCGAAGGAAGCGCGCGGCUUAUUCACGCAUGCCAUGGACAUUGCCGAGUCGUCAUCUCUGAUCACGCGGCGGCAAUUCUCAGUCUCGCUUUUUGAUCAUAUCGUAACCAACCCGCCAAAUUUGAGUGUCAUCUCCUUGGUGCAACCCCUGUUUGCCCUCGGACAGUUGCAAGGGUUGGAUCCACAGAGUAUAUCUUAUGGCCAUCUCUCCACUCUCUUCGAGGAGCGUACAAACGACAGUCCCAGGGCUAUCGCUACACUGGAGCAGGCUUGUGAACAGUUGGAGGCGAAUUACGAAGCUACCGAGUCGCCACUGUCUGCUGGUCGGUUUGCUUUAGCCAAGACGGACCUCGCCCGUUCUUAUCUUGCUGCCGGCGAGUAUGAAAAGGCCAUCGAGUGUGGAGAAGUGGCCUUGGAGCUCAGCAGUGUGGACUCGGAGAGCGACCUGACUGCUGAGCAACGAAGGCAGGCCAGACUCUCGGCGCAUCUUACUGUUGGUCUUGCACAGUACUUCAGUGAGAACGUGAACGAGUCGCUCUCGUACUUCGAGUCUGCCCUUGAAGAGUCAAGCAACAACCCGGAUGCUGUUUGCCUGUUGGCACAAGUCUUGUGGGCUGUUGGCACGGAUGAGGCACGUGACCGGGCUCGAUCAAUGCUGUUCGAGGUGAUUAGCGAGGAUUCGACCCAUGUUCAGUCGGUUCUGCUACUAGGUGUCGUUGCCCUUCUAGAUGCAGAUGAGGAGUCCCUCGAAGCCGUCGUGGCAGAGCUCCAAACCCUACGGACAAGCGACAAAGUCACAGAUGCCGAGCACUCCCAAAUUGGCGAUGUAUUGCGAGCAGUGGCUGCCCUGUCAUCAAACAGCACCGAUGAUGACGUUACUUCGCAGAUACAGAGUGAUGUAAUGCUAUAUCCGCACCUUCCACACGGGUGGUCUAGACUUGCUGCAGCAAGCGGUGAAGAGUACCCGGCCAAAUUGGCUCUCGAGGUGGCUAUGAAGGCCAUUCCUCCCAGAGGCGAGUUGGGCGCCACCGAUCUGGCGAAUGCCUAUGCCGGCACGGCACGAGCGGCGGAUGCACAGACGGCCAUUUUUAUUGCCCCCUGGUCUAGCCAUGGAUGGGAUUCACUCAACGACGCGGUCGCAGGUUGA